This is a messenger RNA of Tauraco erythrolophus (red-crested turaco), 480 nucleotides long. The record is from RefSeq and is a predicted model, not a curated record. Lineage: Eukaryota; Metazoa; Chordata; Aves; Musophagiformes; Musophagidae.
AUGGCCUCGGAGGCGGUGAAGGUGAUCGUGCGCUGCCGGCCCAUGAACGAGCGCGAGCAGGCGCUGGGCUGCAAGGCGGUGGUCAGCGUGGAGAGCGCGCGGGGCCGGUGCUUCCUGCAGAACCCCGCCGCCGCCGGCGAGCCCCCGAAGCAGUUCACCUUCGACGGGGCGUACUGCCAGGAGCACAGCACGGAGCAGAUUUACAACGAGAUUGCCUACCCGCUUGUGGAGGGUGUUACUGAAGGCUACAACGGCACCAUAUUUGCCUACGGCCAGACUGGCAGCGGGAAGUCAUUCACCAUGCAGGGAAUCCUGGAUCCUUCUACACAGAAAGGCAUAAUACCCAGGGCAUUUGAACACAUUUUUGAGAGUGUGCAGUGUGCUGAAAAUGCCAAGUUCUUGGUGAGAGCUUCCUACCUGGAGAUUUACAACGAAGACAUACGAGACCUUCUAGGAGCUGAUACCAAGCAGAAGUUGGAG